GCAAUUAUCUUAACCCAAACCAAUUUAGGGCCCAACAUCACAUAAUAGAAACCAGCAUCCAUCUCCAUAGUAGUCAUUCAUUGGUCACCAUCUUCCUCCUUCGCCACUUUCACAAAACAAUCUAAACCCUCAUUCCCAAAUUUCACAUUUCCAUUCAUUCAUCCCCAAACACAGAGAAAGAAUUCACAAAACUAAACACAGCUCAUUUUUCUGCAAUGGCUCCGAAUUUGGAAUGUCGCAUGUACGAAGCAAGAUACCCAGAAGUGGAUAUGGCGGUGAUGAUACAGGUGAAGAAUAUCGCAGACAUGGGUGCUUACGUAUCCCUUCUCGAAUACAACAACAUCGAGGGUAUGAUUCUAUUCUCUGAGCUCUCACGUCGUCGGAUCCGCAGUGUUAGCAGUCUCAUCAAGGUUGGUCGAAUCGAACCGGUGAUGGUUCUUCGUGUUGAUAAGGAAAAGGGUUACAUUGAUCUUAGUAAACGUAGAGUUUCUGAAGAAGAUAUUCAAGCUUGUGAAGAAAGGUAUAAUAAGAGUAAGCUUGUGCAUUCUAUUAUGCGCCAUGUUGCUGAAACAUUGAACCUCGAUUUAGAGGAUCUUUAUGUUCACAUUGGAUGGCCUUUGUAUCGCAAAUAUGGUCAUGCUUUUGAGGCGUUCAAAAGAGUUUUGGCUGAUCCUGAUGCGGUUUUGAGCGCACUCACGCGUGAAAUCAAGGAAGUUGGUCCUGAUGGGCAAGAAGUGACUAAGGUGGUACCUGCUGUAUCUGAAGAAGUGAAGGAAUCUCUACUGAUGAAUAUUAGAAGACGAAUGACUCCCCAGCCAUUGAAACUCAGGGCAGAUAUUGAAAUGAAAUGUUUUCAAUUUGAUGGAGUUCUCCACAUUAAGGAGGCAAUGCGGAAGGCUGAAGCUGCUGGAAAUGAUGACUGUCCUGUGAAUAUUAAACUUGUUGCUCCUCCGCUUUAUGUGCUUACCACUCAUACCCUUGACAAGGAGCAAGGAAUAUUGGUUCUCAAGAAUGCCAUUGCUUGUUGCAUGGAAUCAAUAGAAAAGCACAAGGGUAAACUUACUGUGAAGGAGCAACCCAAAGUGGUGAGUGAACGUGAUGAUAAAAUGCUUAUUGAUAUCAUGAAUAAGAUACAACAAGAUAAUGAAGAGGUCGGAGGCGAUGAUGACAGUGAAGAGGAAGAAGAUACUGGAAUGGGCGAGGUUGAUCUGGACAAUGGUAAUGCGAUAACGGAGUGAAAAAUAUUUUGUGAUCAUUGUAAGGCAUAGAUAGAGUAUAGCAAAGCUUUACUAAUUUUGCUCAUUCUUUUUUGUCACUUUGAUAAUUUUGCUCAUUCUUUUUUGUCUCUUUGAUUGUGGUUGUAUUGUGGGAGUAUUAUACAAAUAUACAAGCUUGGAAUUUUGCUCAUACUUUUUUCUAUCUCUUAAUAUUAAGGAAAAUUAGUUUGC
This is a messenger RNA of Medicago truncatula (barrel medic), 1448 nucleotides long. RefSeq names its product eukaryotic translation initiation factor 2 subunit alpha homolog. The transcript is spliced from 6 exons. Gene Ontology annotation, biological process: translational initiation. The record is from RefSeq and is a predicted model, not a curated record. Gene Ontology annotation, cellular component: eukaryotic translation initiation factor 2 complex; eukaryotic 48S preinitiation complex. The coding region runs from base 216 to 1238 and encodes 340 amino acids. Lineage: Eukaryota; Viridiplantae; Streptophyta; Magnoliopsida; Fabales; Fabaceae. Gene Ontology annotation, molecular function: ribosome binding; translation initiation factor activity; RNA binding.